GGACACUGGAGCCCUUAAUCCUCGUCCACUCACCCGCCUCUCUGGCUCUCUUUCUCUUGGUAAAGUUUGUCAGUAAAUUAUUUUUCAAUGGCUCGAGAAUUUAACCUCCUCUACGCUCUUUUGCUGGUUGUGGCCUGUCUUGCAGGACCUACAGACGGAGAAGGAACUACCACCAUAGCAGGGCCUGCCACCACAGCAGGGCCUGCCACCACAACCAUAGCAGGGCCUGCCACCACAGCAGGGCCUGCCACCACAACCAUAGCAGGGCCUGCCACCACAACCAUAGCAGGGCCUGCCACCACAACCAUAGCAGGACCUGCCACCACAGCAGGGCCUGCCACCACAGCAGGGCCUGCCACCACAACCAUAGCAGGGCCUGCCACCACAACCAUAGCAGGACCUGCCACCACAACCAUAGCAGGGCCUGCCACCACAACCAUAGCAGGACCUGCCACCACAACCAUAGCAGGACCUGCCACCACAACCAUAGCAGGACCUGCCACCACAACCAUAGCAGGACCUGCCACCACAACCAUAGCAGGACCUGCCACCACAACCAUAGCAGGACCUGCCACCACAACCAUAGCAGGGCCUGCCACCACAACCAUAGCAGGACCUGCCACCACAACCAUAGCAGGGCCUGCCACCACAACCAUAGCAGGGCCUGCCACCACAACCAUAGCAGGGCCUGCCACCACAACCAUAGCAGGGCCUGCCACCACAACCAUAGCAGGACCUGCCACCACAACCAUAGCAGGACCUGCCACCACAACCAUAGCAGGACCUGCCACCACAACCAUAGCAGGACCUGCCACCACAACCAUAGCAGGACCUGCCACCACAACCAUAGCAGGACCUGCCACCACAACCAUAGCAGGACCUGCCACCACAACCAUAGCAGGACCUGCCACCACAACCAUAGCAGGACCUGCCACCACAACCAUAGAGCCUGCCACCACAACCAUAGCAGGGCCUGCCACUACAGAGCUUCCACACCCUUGUAAUAUAAACCCAUGUGGCUCUGGGGCCACCUGUGAACGUCGUGCCGAUCAAACCUUUGCAUGCUUGUGUUUGGCUGGUGAUUUCUACAAUGAAGUCAGCCAAACUUGUGACAGUGCCAAAGUUUUUCCUGGAAACCUUGUUCUUGUACAAGCAUACAAGGAAGGUAUGGAUGACAAGACCUCAAAGGAAUUUCGUGUUGCAUCCAAAGAAAUCACUGACGAGCUGGAUCGAGUUUUUGAAUCGUAUAAUGAUAGUUACUCUGGAUCUAUAGUGCUGAAGCUCAGCAAGAUCACUAAAGACACCAAAGUUUGGUCAAGAGCAGGCACUGGGGUCAGAGCAGAUGUACAGAUCAUCUUCAAGGCAAAUGCUGACAUCGUAACAGCAGAAGUUACAGAGAAACUGGAGGUAGAGAAGGCUUGUGAGGAUUGCCUAUUGAAGGAUUCAUCUUUCGUUCCUGGAGAACUGUGUGGUGACACUACCUGUGGUACGAAUACUGCAGGAUGCGAAUCUGGGAACGGAACUUUUACCUGUAAAUGUGCGCUUGGUUACAUUACCACCAACUACACUAACAGGAUAUGCAUUGCAUGUCCCAACGGUCAAAAACCUGAUGGAUCCAAUGUCUGUGAAAAUUGUUCAUUUGGCUAUUCUGGUUUGAACUGCACCGAUUCAUGGAAGCUGUCGCUGGUAAUCGUUGGCUCUGUGCUCGGGGCACUGCUGCUCAUCACGCUCAUUGUUCUGAUAGUAAUGGCAGUCAGAUCCCCAAAGAAAAAGAGCUCCAAAAAGAGCAAAAAAGCAGACACUGGGAACUCUUAUGUUAGCCAACUUCCUGUCAAGGCGCCAUUGGGAGCCCACAGCCACGUAGCCCCGGCUAAUGGGCUAGGUAACGGCCAGUCAGCCUUUGGCAAUGCUGGGGUGCCUAGGAUCCCACGGGCCACGACCACCAGCAGCUGGGACAGCAGGACCAACCUGGAGAUGACUCCGAGCAACAGCCGGCAGAACCUGAUCCCUGCUGGGAGGAACUCGCGGUUCAACGAGGACAAUGAGGACCAGUAUGCUCAGUCUCGACAGAGCAGCCUCUACGCUCGCCCGCAGAACAACCCGUAUUCCCAGAGUCGACCUCAGAACAACCCGUACGCUCAGAGCAACCCAUACGCUCAGAGCCAAGGCCACAGCAGCCCUUACAUGCACUAAGACAG
This is a messenger RNA of Trematomus bernacchii (emerald rockcod), 2198 nucleotides long. RefSeq names its product mucin 13b, cell surface associated (gene muc13b). The coding region runs from base 88 to 2193 and encodes 701 amino acids. NCBI's taxonomy places the organism in Eukaryota, Metazoa, Chordata, Actinopteri, Perciformes, Nototheniidae. The record is from RefSeq and is a predicted model, not a curated record. Gene Ontology annotation, biological process: cell-cell junction assembly. The transcript has 12 exons.